UGUAUUAAUGUGAUAAAGCAGUCUACGAGGACUAGGUAUUGAACAGUAAAAAAUGUGACAUUUUUUUAAGCAGCGACAGUUAUUUUAAUCUCAUUCAGGUUAUUGCAUCUUCUGGUUCCAAAUCUAGAGUCAUUUCGUGAUGGAGUUUUCUUCAAACAUGGUUUAAAUCCCCGCGUUUUGCUGCAACUAUUUCACUCAAGGUUACAUGCACUGGACAAAGUGUUAAAAAUAUAUGAUAGCAUAUAUGAAUUCCAUUAACUCUGGUGUAUGAUACAGGACUCCUGGUUUAUUAUUCAUAGAUAUACAUCCUCCUAUAUGCACAUCAUUGCUCUGCGUCUUAUCCACAGUUUAUGUAGAAACACAAUCAUAAAUGUAUAUGAUGUAUAUCAGUUCAUUACAUAACCCUGUCCAUUCACUGAUUGAUGACACAAAGUGAUUAUUGUGAAUACACUGCAGAGUCUCUUUAUUAAUCCACUGACCCACGUGGCUGGACUCAGAUCGACUAGUGAAUGUGAAACUCGACAUGUCAGCCUUUGAUUUCUGGAUGCCUUUGUUGUUUCGUUUAAAAACUUUUUUCAGACAUACUGACGUCAAGAGAUUAAACUCCAUAUCUGCCUGAAAUGAUGAGGGACAAAACUAAAUUUGAGUUUUUGGAGCCGCAGACACAACAUUGCUGCAGUCUGGGGUUUAAUGGGUGAUAUGGGUGAAAUGAAAUGUGGUGCCAAAUUAAAGUCUGUGUUCUUAUUUAGCUUUAGCUGAUCGACAAAUGUUUGAAUGACAUGAAAUCCUGCCAUCAUGCAGAGCCUCCCAUGGAUUUGCUAUGUUUCAGUUGCACCAUCACUUGCAGCUUUUCAUGCCACAGGGAUGAAGGAGGGGAAACAAGCCGGACAUUGUGUGGCUGAGGUUUGUCUCACUCUGAGGAUUAUAAGAUCAGGAAUCCCGUGAAAUAUAGGUGAACAUGCAUAAAGUGCUAAGCAUAUGGCAAUGCAAUUUGACAUUAUAAUAUACAAUCCAUUAUGUUAUUACACUUACAUCUACAUAUUAUGACAAAGUCAGAAUAGUCAUUCCAGAACUUGACAGCAGUUUAUGUGGCCAUAAUAAGACAAAUAACCAUAAAAACGAUUUGCAAGAUACAGAUAAAGAGAAAAUAUGACAAUACACUGGUUACAUUUGUUGUAUCGAUGUUGAUGACAAACACCCAAAUCUCUUUGUCCUUGCUUGACCCCAACAUGAGUUGACGUGUGCACUUUUUUUCUCUACAGAGAUUAAUCAGGGUUAAAAAUAAUCCUACAUGUAAAGAAAUGGUGACACAAAUAGGCCUGAAUAUACAACAUUUCUGCUGGUCAUGUGAAGCCUGAUUAAUCCAAUAUAACUAUCUCAUCCUUUCUAUGUUAGACUUUCUGCACAGUGAGAAUGACGUUGCAGCUUGAAUAAAGUCCAGUCCUCUGGUUCAAACCAUAUAAAAGGGGCCUCAGUAAAUGAGAUUAUCGUCUUGCACUGCAAUGUGGAAUGUAUACGUUUUUAACACGAGGGAACAUGAUUGCUUAACACGUCAAUGGCCUCAGUACCGACCUGCACGGUCCUAAAACCAUACAUUGUGAAACAAGUCUUUCAUCCUCUCAGAGGGAUUUUAAUAUUAAGUGUAAGAGCUCAAUGAAACUAAUAUUGUGUGUAAAUGUGCAGGAUGGGUGACAGGAGAGGCUAAUAUGUCAGAAUGAUGCACACAAGACACAUAGAAGUUGAUGAUUUCUGAAUAAAGCAACUCUGUAAUCUGUUAUUAUGAAUGGGAUAAACUAUUUGUGUUGUAAUAAAAAAAAAACUCACCAGGGCUCAGUGGUUAAAUCUGGGUCAAAUGUAAAAGUGGGUUCCAGCUGCCAAGUUUUUCAAACAAAGCAUGUUUAGCUAUUUAGUCGGCACACUUUCUAAUGCCAAGGGGGAAACACAAGGGACAAGUGCCAAAAAACGUGCGUGUAGUAUUUACCAGUGCUAUAAUAGUCAGUGGUGCAGGGUGCCUUCAGGCUGUGGACCGAUGCCUUUGAUAAACAACUGCAGCAGUUGACCCCUGAGUCAAAACCCGGGUCAGAAUCGCAGCCAGAACAUUUAGAAUAUUUUCAUUUUAAGAUUAAGAUGCAUUUCUUAGUCCCAAACACAUGCAAAGACAUGCACAGGCACACUCAUGCAUGUAGGGAAAUUUAACCUCUGCUUUUGACCCAUCUGGUGCAGGUCACACAGAGCAGUGAGCGACCAUGUACGGCGCCCGGGGAGCAGAUGUUGGGGGAGUAAGAUGCCUUGCUCAGGGGCACUAGACAGGGUAGGGAGAAUCCUCUUGGAUUUUUGGACAGAUCAAUCCAGGUUCGUCUUUUUGUUGUUUCUCCGUGGAGUCGAACCAGAGACGAACCAGAGACCUUUUCUGCCCAUAGUCCAAGUUUCUGCCACUAGUCCACCGCCUCUCCAUUUCAUAUUGGACAGAGUCGGACAUUGGAGGUGCAGAUCUCUGUCCUGGCAGCAACAUUCAUAUAAUCACUUUCUUUCUUAGCAAUUUGUCUACAAAGUUAAAGCACAAUUUUGGUGGAGAUGCUUCAGUGCUUUUGAGAGCUGAAUAACAAAGUGUUUGUUUAAAAAAAAGGUCUGAAGAUUGUGUUGGUUGAUCAACAGACCCCAGAAAUAGCAGACAUGCAAUCAUCCAAUGAUCACACAUGAACAGUAACAAAGCAAAUUCAUAUUCACCUUAUGAAAAAUAUUGAUUAUAAAAUCGUUAUAUCAGAUAAGGAUGAACACCAUAGAAUGUGACAGUAUCUCCCCUUUAUGUUUUCAUUUUAUUAUUAUCCGGCGUGUAUGUGUAUAUCUGUCUGUGUGAGAACAUGGGUAUGCUUAUGUUUGUAUACGGUAAUUACUUUAUUUAUGUGCUGUUGAAUGAUGAUGAUUGUUGUCCUUCAAAUCCCAAUAAAAAUUUGAUCACAAAAAAAAUGUGACAGUAUAUUGUAGAACUGUGAUAUACUAUUUUCUUUUGUGAUAUUAACAUUCAUUGUCCUCCAAAUAAAACCGGUAUAAGAGUCCGAAAAUGCACAUCUGUUGACUGCACAGGAGCCUCAGGUUGUUGUAGGGGCCACCGUGUGGUAAAACGCAGUGCUGCCCACUCAGAUUAACAGUCAUGGCAGGGAUCAAAUGAACAAACUACAUUUGAGAGAAAGAAAAAAAAUCCAAACAUCACAGUGGAUUAUGACCAUUUCGGAAGUGUUUUUCUGUGAUAAUAAAUAGGGACGUCUCUGCACAGCCUAUCGGAUUCCGGGAUGCAAUACGCAUCCAAAUGAAAAGAACGCCAGUCCUCGCUAAUCCUUGUAUAUCCUUUUUAUCUCGGGACUCAUAGCAGUCUGAUCACUAUGGGACAGCGAAGCGGUGGGACAAAAGCCAUGCGGAUGAUAUUCUUGUAAAUGAGAGAAAAAAAACAAGUCUGUCUGACUUCAGUGGGCGCAGACUGGGCGCAUGUAGCUGCGUAUGCGUAAAAGUGGGCCAAAAUGUUCCUCGUUCUGCUUCUGGGGCUCUACUUGGCCACAGGUGAACUUGUCUCCCCAGUGAGCUCCUGCCCGUCGCAGUGCAGCUGCUUCUACCACAACCUGAGUGAUGGAUCAAAGGCCAGGAGCGUGAUUUGCAAUGAUCCCGACAUAUCCCUUGUGCCUGUCGGGUUCCCUGUUGACACGUCCAAGCUGCGGAUUGAGAAGACGGCUAUUCAACGGAUACCAAGCGACGCCUUUAACUACCUCUCCAGUCUGGAAUUCCUGUGGAUGUCUUUCAACACCCUGUCCGCCUUGAAUCCGGACAGUUUCCGUGGAUUGUUCAACUUGGAAGAGCUGCGUCUGGACGGGAACGCCCUCACCGCUUUUCCCUGGGAAUCUAUCAUGGACAUGCCCAGCCUCAGACUUCUCGAUUUGCACAACAACCAGCUCACCUCGCUGCCCGCGGAGGCCACCAGUCACAUUAAGAACCUCACCUACCUGGACCUGUCCAGCAACAACCUGCUGACCCUGCCUGCAGAGGUGCUGUUCACCUGGCUGGCGGUGAAACCAGCGCAAGGACCAGAGAGCUCCAAGAUGAUACUUGGUCUCCAUGAUAACCCCUGGGUGUGUGACUGUCGGCUCUACGACCUGGUCCAGUUCCAGAAGUCCCCAACUCUGUCUGUGGCAUUCAUUGACACGAGACUGCGGUGUUCAGCCCCGGAGAGUGUGUCGGGAGUUCUGUUCAGUGACGCAGAGCUGAGGCGCUGUCAGCUGCCACGUAUCCACACAGCCGUGGCGCGAGUCCGGAGCGCUGUUGGAAACAAUGUGCUGCUCCGCUGUGGGACCAUUGGAGUCCCCAUCCCGGACCUGACAUGGCGCAGGGCCGAUGGACGAGCCCUCAAUGGAACAGUUCAGCAGGAAACGUCAAAGGAAGGAAUCACCUGGUCCAUCCUCAGUGUCCCAGCUGUGUCCUAUCGGGAUUCAGGGAAAUACAUGUGCAAGGCCACUAACUAUGCAGGGAAUGCAGAGGCUGUUAUUUCUCUUAUUGUCUCUAACACCCCAAAGCCAGAGGGGAACCAAACCAGUAGUGAAAAGAAGGCAAAAGCCAAGAAAUCCAACCAAAUAGGCAAAGCCGCCUACCAGGAGAAACUGGUAGCCAGAUAUUUGGUUCCAACCUCGACCCCUUCAUCCCUGCCUGCCCUGGAUCCUGGCCUUCCACCUGGGCUUGGUUCCGAGUCUGAACAGGCUAUUUUCAGCCUGGCUGACCGAACCACACCGGGGCCUGCCACCUCCUCCAACCCAGAUGCACUGCUGGAUCUGGAGAAGACAAACCUAAGCAACUUGGCUGCCAACACCUCGUCGCUGCAGCAGGACCCAGACAGAGUGGUCCGCUCCGUGAAGGUAGUGGGGGACACAGACAAUACAAUUGCUCUGAACUGGAGAGCCCCUAAAGCCAAGAACACUACAGCCUUUAGUGUGCUGUACGCUGUGUUUGGAGAGAGGGACAUGAGGAAGAUCAAUGUUGGAGCGGGACAGAACCGUGUAACCAUCGAAGGGCUGGUGCCCAGGACCAAGUACAUUGCCUGUGUGUGUGUGAGGGGGCUGAUCCCCAAGAAGGAGCAGUGUGUGAUAUUUUCCACUGAUGAAGCAGCCAGUGCCACUGGCACCCAGAGGCUGAUUAACGUGAUUGUGAUCACAGUGGCCUGUAUCAUCGCAGUCCCACUCACCGUCAUCGUGUGCUGUGGGGCGCUGAAGAGACGCAUUCAGAAGUACUGGGGCAAGAAAUCCAAGGACAUCCAAGAUUCAUACGUGACCUUUGAAACGCUGUCACCUGGUACAAAGGCCAAAGGUCUCGAGGGCGAGUAUUUGAACAGAAUGAACCCAGAGGAGUCUAACAGGCUGCUGUCGGCCCGCUCCAGCCUGGACUCUGAGGCCACGGCUAAGAUAGAGGGACAGCCCAACGAGUACUUCUGCUGACAUCAUGCUCCAGCUCCGGCUCCUGCUACGCGCUAUAUCCCUCGCACUCACCCGCAUCCACGUCCCAGCCCACACACUAACACGCAUUCGCAUACCCAUCACCACCCCCACCUGCAUGUCCAUCCACAUCCAUACCCCCAUCACUUCCAGUACCCCCACCCUCAGCGACAUCCUAACGUCAGUCCCCCUCCCACCCGCUCCCGUACGCCCACACCUUGGGACUCCCCCCCACCCGUUCCUCCGCGCUGGAUCACGCCACAGACUCCGCCGCCACAGAGAGCCAACUUCUAUCAAAGGACCUUUGCACGCUGCACUAUCAUGGAAAUAUCAGUUUAGAGAAUAUUAAACAUUUUAAUUAACUUGUAUUUUAUCCAAACAUCCAUCCUCACCGGUCACACAUGUAUCCACUCAUUAAUAGUGAGACAAUUACAAGACAUUUGACCCAGCAUCAGAACACACUCAUGCUUUAAUGUCUAAAAGAAUGUUUUUUUUUUUUUUAUCACUACGCCUGUAAGAGGAAACAAGUCAACAUAUGAAAUCAUUAUUGUAAUUAAUAUUUCAUUUCACUCAAUGGGCCCAGCAAAGAAACCUCCACAUCCUUAUCUGAUUAAAAGGGAAAUCAGCGGUAGACACUCCAUUGUUUAUAUCAUAUAUGUGCGUGUAUGAUUUGUAAAUAUGUUACCUGGAUGAUGUACACUUACAUAUACAGUUAUGUCUGUGCCUGUAUAAUCUGUCAUACGUUCUCAGAGAAGAUAUACACACAGGCAUGGUUCAACAACUCUGGUGAAUGGAGAAAAAAGCUGGAGCUGGAGAAAGAAGUACAUGAAGGUCUGAACUAUGACACCGUGUAAAUAGCGUGGACAUGAUGCAAAAAAUGAAAUGUUAAAAAAAUGAUUUAUACUCCCGGCAACGAGACACAUACUGAAAUAUCUCUAUGUACCUGUUUUGUGCCACCUAGAGGCAUCAUUACCCCCAAUGAGAUGUAGAUCUGUUCAUUUCAAUUAUAUUAUUUGAAUAUAGUUAAAUAAACUUUUAUAUAUACACAUCCAGUAGGCAUUGCCGUGUCUUUUUACAUGUGUUCUUUCAC
Platichthys flesus (European flounder) is the source of this 6558-nucleotide messenger RNA. RefSeq names its product leucine-rich repeat, immunoglobulin-like and transmembrane domains 1a (gene lrit1a). Gene Ontology annotation, cellular component: endoplasmic reticulum membrane. The transcript is spliced from 4 exons. Bases 3516 to 5471 code for a protein of 651 amino acids. The record is from RefSeq and is a predicted model, not a curated record. Lineage: Eukaryota; Metazoa; Chordata; Actinopteri; Pleuronectiformes; Pleuronectidae. Gene Ontology annotation, molecular function: protein binding.